Messenger RNA from Raphanus sativus (radish), 715 nucleotides. Its product is annotated as abscisic acid receptor PYL8. Gene Ontology annotation, molecular function: protein phosphatase inhibitor activity; signaling receptor activity; abscisic acid binding. Gene Ontology annotation, cellular component: cytoplasm; nucleus. Gene Ontology annotation, biological process: abscisic acid-activated signaling pathway. NCBI's taxonomy places the organism in Eukaryota, Viridiplantae, Streptophyta, Magnoliopsida, Brassicales, Brassicaceae. The record is from RefSeq and is a predicted model, not a curated record.
CAUCAGCUCGAUCUUACCUUUCUUUCUAUCUUUUGUGCACUCUCCUCUCCUCUGCUCGAAGCUUUUGGUGUAUAGAUUCAGAAAGGUGUGUUAGACGAAGAAAAUGGAAGCUAGUAAGAGAGAGUAUAUAAGGAGGUACCAUAAGCAUGAGCUUGAGAGGGAGAAUCAGUGUAGCUCUACUCUUGUUAAACACAUCAACGCUCCUGUCCAUAUCGUAUGGUCACUUGUGAGAAGAUUCGAUCAGCCACAAAAAUACAAACCAUUCAUCAGUAGAUGUGUGGUUAAAGGAAACAUGGAGAUUGGUACCGUAAGAGAAGUUGAUGUGAGAUCAGGGUUGCCUGCUACUAGAAGCACUGAGAGGUUGGAGUUGCUUGAUGAUAAUGAGCAUAUUCUCAGCAUCAGGAUCGUCGGUGGCGAUCACAGACUCAAGAACUAUUCUUCAAUCAUCUCUCUUCACCCUGAGACCAUAGAAGGAGGAAGAAUAGGGACAGUUGUGAUUGAAUCUUUUGUGGUGGAUGUACCGGAAGGGAACACAAAGGAUGAGACUUGCUACUUUGUGGAGGCUCUUAUCAAUUGCAAUCUUAAGUCUUUAGCUGAUGUCUCCGAGCGUCUUGCAGUUCAAGACAGAACAGGUUCCCCAUGAACAAAAGUCUAAGAGAACAAGGAAAGCAUGUGGAGUCGAGAGAGAGAGAGAGAGAGAGAGAGAGAGAGAGAG